UUCCGCGCAAGCGCAGAAUCCACACAGCGGAGGAUUGUGGGACAAAAAAACUAUCGCCAGGGCAACAAGCAGAGUUUAGCGAGCGGAAAUCUGCUGCUAGCAGAACAGUAACGGCGAUUAAUUAUUAAACAAACAUAUUUUACACCAAAUACCUUUUUAGUUUGUUACCAUGAACGAAUCUGUAGCCAAAAAGACCCAGGAGACUCUGGGAAAAGUGAUCAAGAAGCCUCCUCUGACAGAAAAGCUGCUCAGCAAACCGCCGUUUCGAUACCUGCACGAUAUCUUCAGCGAGGUAAUACGUUCCACAGGCUUUAUGAAAGGACUUUAUGGAGAAGCAGAGAUGAAGUCAGAUAAUGUGAAGGACAAAGACUCAAAAAUAGUGUUCCUUCAGAAGGCCAUCGAUGUGGUGAUGCUGGUUAGUGGAGAGCCCUUGGCUGCUAAACCUGCUCGAAUCGUAGCCGGAUACGAACCAGAGAAGACCAACGAGCUGCUGCAGAUCAUUGCUAAGUGCUGUCUCAACAAGCUCUCCAGUGACGAGGCUGUUAGACGGGUGUUAGCAGGAGACAAGGUGGAUCCGAAGGGGAAGCCCAGCACCUCCAGGUCCCAGGACAAGGAGAACAGAGAGGGCAGGGAGCGCCACCGAGACCGUGAGACUCUGGCUGUUGUCCAGGAGACGAAGGGCAUCAAGGAGAGCAGCGGGAGCCGAGAGCAGAAAGAUCCAGAUCAACCAAAAGAGCAAGAGGGCAAGAAAGAUGACAAGGACCGCCGGCGAGAUGCUGAGAGGUCAGACAAGGCACGCGAAAGAGACCGGACAAAAGACAGAGACAGAGACAAGGACAAGAGCCGGGAUCGGGAGAAAGACAAGACCAGAGAGAAGGAGCGGGAAAAGGAAAAGGAGAAGGAGAAGGACCGCAACAGGGACAAGGAGAGAGAACGAGAUAAAGAAAGGGAUAAGAAAAGGGAACGAGAAUCUCACAAAGACAGGGAACGAGACAAGGAGAGAGAGCGUGAGAAAAGACGGGAGAGAGAAAGAGAAAAAGAAAAAGAACGACACAAAGAGACUGACCAGAAGCUAAAGGACAGAGGUGAUAGAAAGAUCAAAGCAGCAGAGGAGAUCAGCAAGCUAAAGCCUCACCCAGAGGUUGUGAGUAAAACACUUGAAGCCGAAGCAGACGAGGCUGAGAGUCCUUCCCGAAUCCCAAGGCCCUCAUCGGCUAAAGGACAGCGGCGGCGGCCCAAAACAGGAGGUCAAGAUGAGACUGACAGUGAAGGAGAAAGGGAAGCCCCUUCAGCAGAGAAACCAGUCCCCAUAGAGAAUGGAGACAUAACGGAUUCUGUGCCACCUCAAACAACACACAGACGGUUACCUCGGCCUAGCAGUGCACGACCGGCAGCCCCCCGGAUCAAACGACAGGAGAGCUACACUGAUCAUGUGACCCCAGCAGAGAGGCUGGGCAGUGGCAAAACCCCUGCGACUGUCAUUUUGGAUGGCAAGAGGUUCUCUGAAGAUGAGGAUGAUGAAGAAGGGCAGUUUGUGGUGGAGGAGGCAGCUGCACCUCCUCCUGACAUACCUGAAGUCGAGAGUAAUUCACUUGAACUGCAAGGGGACGACAAACACGGUGGACUUGUGAAAAAAAUCCUGGAGACAAAGAAAGACUAUGAAUUAUCUCCAGCCACAAAGUCAAAAGAACAGGAUCGGUCACUGGUGUCGGAGUCGUCUCGUAAGAAGGAACGUGAAUUGGUGGCUAAGGAGAUCGAGCGACUGUGUUCGUCCAUACAGACAGUGUGUCGCAGUGCUCUGCCUCUGGGCAAGAUCAUGGACUACAUUCAGGAGGAUAUGGACUCCAUGCAGAACGAACUGCAGACCUGGCGCAAAGAGAACAAGGAGAACGCACAGGCUCUGCUACAGGAGCAAAGAAUCACAGACAGCGUUGUGGAACCUCUGAAGACUGAACUCGCUGAACUGGAGCGGUUAAUCAAAGACCAGCAGGACAAGACCUGCGCAGUCAAGUCCAACAUCCUGAAGAAUGAGGAGAAGAUCCAGAAGAUGGUAUCCAGCAUCAGCUUCUCCUCACAAACGUGAAUCUCAGCACAUCCCAAAAGGAACCUUAAGCACUGAGCAGCAGGGAGAGCUCCUGUUAAUAGACCCCCAUGUGUUUUAGUCGCACUGGACAGAGUUUAGAAGGUGCAGGUACAGCCAGGAGUCAGUCUCCUCAAACCCCCUUCAUGUAAGGUGCCUUCUGUUAAACCCAGGAUCUGUUUGCGCUGGUCCAUUGGGAUUCUCAAACACACUCGCACGUCUGCAGUAGAUUUGCACUCGUCACUUGCUUGAAAGAUAAAUGUGUGUGGUCACCAUACUGAUGUGUCCUGUAUUUUUUAAAUAGGACUUUAAGUGCUUUCCAUGUUCUCUUAGAAAAACAGACUGACUGGUUUAUAUA
This is a messenger RNA of Carassius carassius (crucian carp), 2438 nucleotides long. Its product is annotated as TRAF3-interacting protein 1. Gene Ontology annotation, biological process: intraciliary transport; regulation of microtubule cytoskeleton organization; cilium assembly. The transcript is spliced from 15 exons. Gene Ontology annotation, molecular function: microtubule binding. Lineage: Eukaryota; Metazoa; Chordata; Actinopteri; Cypriniformes; Cyprinidae. Bases 170 to 2083 code for a protein of 637 amino acids. The record is from RefSeq and is a predicted model, not a curated record. Gene Ontology annotation, cellular component: intraciliary transport particle B; ciliary basal body; centrosome.